UUAGUUUGCAUAAUGUCGAAGGUACUAAUAAUCCGGCACCUUCCCACGGCGUUGACGCUUAAAGAAAAGGAGCAACUGUUAAAGCAUUUUGGCGCCGAAAAGGUUUGGGAGCCUUCUUCCAAAAGAAAUUAUACUUUCGCCGCUUUUUCUUCAGAACACGUAGCUCAGCAGUCUCUAUACCGUCUGCAUCAACUCGAAAUAGCCACUAGGAGGCUGGUUGUUGAGUAUUCAUUCGAGAAAGAACCAACGACGCAUAAGAAAGAAGAUGACGAACGUAGUUCUCUCACGACAAAACACGUAAAAGAAUUCCUUAGAAGGUUAAACGCUUGGAAUCCUUCAGUCGAUUUUUACCAGCCUCCACUUAAUUACAUAAAGUACAAAUACCCAGAUAUUACCCCAAAAAUAAUUAUAAACAUUAUUCAUGCUUUAGUAUCUCAUAAACCACUGUAUGUUCAAACUUUACACUUAAUGAACAAAAUGUGUCUUCAAACACCUUUCAAUGAGAAUAGUAAAGCGAUGGACUACUUCAAGGAAACUUUUAGAGAGUACUUCCUUGAUCAAAUGGAAAUACCAGUUCCUCAUUUACCAGCGCAGCCUGAAAGUGAACCGGAAUCAGAAUUAUCAAGUGAUGAGACAGAGCAUGAAAAACAUCACCAACCAGCCGUGAGCAAGAGAAAACAUACUUUACCAGUGACAAGGAAGAGACCAGCCGCGGUUCUAAAAACCGCUGUAUUACCUAAAGUUAAGAAAACAGUUGUCAGUCAAGAAGAAGUAUUUGAAAUUGUCACUGUACAAGAGCCUAAGAAAAUAUCUUUAGUUGUUCAUCAAGAUGCAUUACAGAAACCAUCUGAGGAAACAGAAGUUGUCGGAGAACUAGGGAAGUUCCAGAAAGAGGAUGAAUCUGUUCAGGAAGAGGCUCCUACGGAAGAACCGGAUCUACCAACUAUAACGAAGAAUGAAUUGCUACGCAACAGGAUAUCACGAAGCGACAUGAAAGUUAUGAAGGUGUUUAAGAACUAUCAUCCGGGAGAGCCAUCAAUGAGGCUUUAUAUUAAGAAUUUAGCAAAAUCGGUAACUGAACAGGAACUAAAGAGAAUUUACCGACGUUAUAUUGAAGGUGUUUCAGAAGAUGAGCAAAUAGGGUUUGAUGUAAGAGUCAUGCAAGAGGGUAGAAUGAAGGGCCAGGCAUUUGUGACCUUCCCGUCCGAGAGGAUGGCAGAGAAAGCUCUGAAUGAGACUAAUGGGUAUAUGUUGAAGGAGAAACCUAUGGUUGUCCAGUUUGCAAGAGCUGCUAAUAAAACUGUUCAAUAAAAACUGGUUUU
Molecule: messenger RNA, 1322 nt
Organism: Cydia amplana
Lineage: Eukaryota; Metazoa; Arthropoda; Insecta; Lepidoptera; Tortricidae
Product: RNA-binding region-containing protein 3
Exons: 1
Coding region: 13-1311 (432 amino acids)
Biological process (GO): mRNA splicing, via spliceosome
Cellular component (GO): U12-type spliceosomal complex
Molecular function (GO): U12 snRNA binding; pre-mRNA intronic binding
Source: RefSeq, a predicted model, not a curated record